GAUGGCACGAGUAGCAGCAAUCUACAUGUAAUUCGUAGGAGACUUUUACCGUUACAACCCACUCUAGAUUACUUCUCUGAAUUUCCCUGGGAGUUCUGCAAACAAUCUCUCAAGGCAAAAGGUUAAUGAGGAUAAGGUUGACACUCUACAAUGACAUCUCGCCAAUAUCGCCACAGAGACUACAUUAAAUAAGACACGUAGCCAAGACAUGUAUAAACGACUUUUUUAUCAUCAGAAGGCUCCUACGCCAAGGGUCAUUAUAAGAACAUUGAAAACAAGACGUAGGUAAAUAAAAUGCCUCUCAACUUCCCGUCUAUCUAUCUAUUGCCUACUCAUAUCAAGCCCGACGAGUUGCUCGAACUAGAGAGCAAGAUAUCUAAUAAGGAAAGGGCAAAGUUCGAACUAAGGCGCAGAAGCAUUCUAACUGAAGAUAUCAAUUUAUCCUCGAUUCCUCUCUUUAUUCCGGAGACGCAGACGGAUAACCCAUAUCCGCCACCAAAGCGGAGAAAACUCUCCAGCUCAGUCUCUCCUAAAACCACGCGUGAUUAUAGACAGACGAUUGGAUCCGAAGGAGAGAGCCUUGAUGAUGGCGCAAGUACUUUUAGCAGGGUUAGUUGGGAAGACCAGGGGUCAGGAAAUACCACAGACGAAGAUGACAACUCUAUCGUCAGAGUUGUGAAACUGUCUUGGUUCAUGGACUGCUUGGCUCAGGACCAUAUCCUUCCAAUAGAUAAGUAUUUGAUAUAUCAAGGUCGCAGAUUACAAAAGAUAUCCAACAAACCUCCGCCGAACCCUGAUGAUAUCCUUAGACGCGCUCGGCAAGAAGGUGGGGACGACAACUCUGCAGCAAGAGGAGGCUUUUCGCAUACAUAUGCGUCUGCCUCGCAGCAUUUUAGAACAUCUGCUCAUGCAAAGAGCCCUGAGUUGGUCCACGAGUCGACGUCGGAACAUGAGCGUCGCUCACACAUGCCGCCGAUUCCGGAUUACUUACACACAACGUACUCUUGCCAGCGUCCCACACCUGCAAGCCCCCCUAACGACUCUUUUAUCGACGAGCUAGAAAAGAUCCGGACGCUUAGAACCCUCGAAGGUGACAAGAUAGGCAUCAGAGCCUACUCUACAAGUAUUGCCUCCUUGUCAGCUUACCCCUAUCUCAUUUCGCACCCAGCUGUGGCUAGACUACCUGGCUGUGGCAAUAAAAUUGCUACGCUCUAUCAACAAUGGAAAGCGAAUGGCUAUCUAGAAGAGGUCGAAGAGGCAAAGAAGGACCCGAAAAUGUCUGCACUAAAAUUAUUCUACAACAUAUGGGGCGUCGCAGAUACUACUGCUCGCGAGUUCUAUAAGAAAGGAUGGCGAGAUCUCGACGAUAUAGUUGAAUACGGGUGGGAUAGUCUAAGUCGAGUUCAACAGAUCGGUAUCAAGUACUACGACGAACUACAGGAGAAAUUACCUCGUCGUGAAGUUGAGGAAAUCGGACAGGUUAUACUGAACCACGCUAAUAAGAUUCGCAAGGGUUUCGAGAUGGUUAUCGUCGGAGGCUACAGAAGGGGUAAAAGGGAAAGCGGCGAUGUUGAUGUUAUCCUCAGCCACCCCGACGCGGUCGCCACCUUUAACUUUGUCGCGGCUAUUGUCAAUAGUCUUGAGAAGGAGAAGCAUAUAACCCACACGCUCAUUAUGAGUACCAAGAAUAGCGAGCGUGGGCAGACUCCAGUGUCAUGGAAGGGACAGGACCGUCCGGCAGGCGCCGGAUUCGACACUCUGGAUAAAGCCCUAGUGGUGUGGCAGGAUCCGUACUGGGACAAGACCGCAUCAUCCAAGAACCCGAACCCCCACCGGAGAGUUGACAUAAUUGUCAGUCCAUGGAAGACGGCCGGCUGUGCCGUAAUUGGUUGGACGGGAGGUACGACAUUCCAGCGGGAUCUGCGGAGAUAUUGCAAGCAUGUGAAGACUCUCAAGUUUGAUAGUAGCGGCGUGCGGAGUCGGACGGACGGAAGUUGGGUAGAUCUCGAGAGUGACUCUAACGGUCCAGCCCCGGAUAUGCUUACGGCGGAGAAGCGGGUUUUUGAGAGGCUUGGGCUGGAAUGGCGUCCGCCGGAGGAAAGGUGUACGCGAUAAUUACACUAACAGUCUUCAUUUUCUUCACGGCCCAUCUACGAGAUUGAAUAGGUAGGUUAUUAAUACAAUACGGGACCCUGAAAAUUAUGCUGCGCCUUGGGUUAUUGCUAUGAACCGAGUUCGUUAAGCCAAAGGGAUGGGGGUUUAAGCCUUAUUGCUCACGAGGGCGAUAAAUAUUUGCAAUAGCUACUCCAUUAUCUAAAAGGACUUCCCCUAUUUGGAGCUUGGUAGGAUUGCAUAAGAACGUAACGGAAUUAUAACAACACCAGAAAAAAGAAAAAAAGAAAAAAGAGAAGGGGGAAAAGUGUAAAAAAGCAGGCCCCAGGUUCGAGCUGCGCACACUUGACCAGAACAAGCAGACCAAUCUUGCCGCCCUGCCGCUGGCUCGAACCUGUGAAUACCUUCGAAAAACCCCGCGAAGGGAUUUUAUCUACGCCGUCGUACCUUCAAACAACUAGACCACGGCCUCUUUGGCUAAUGCAUCUUCAGGU
Daldinia loculata is the source of this 2606-nucleotide messenger RNA. Its product is annotated as Nucleotidyltransferase. The coding region runs from base 295 to 2115 and encodes 606 amino acids. Gene Ontology annotation, biological process: double-strand break repair via nonhomologous end joining. The record is from RefSeq and is a predicted model, not a curated record. Gene Ontology annotation, cellular component: nucleus. Gene Ontology annotation, molecular function: DNA-directed DNA polymerase activity; DNA binding. NCBI's taxonomy places the organism in Eukaryota, Fungi, Ascomycota, Sordariomycetes, Xylariales, Hypoxylaceae. The transcript has 4 exons.